Messenger RNA from Ustilaginoidea virens, 1833 nucleotides. RefSeq lists its product as uncharacterized. Lineage: Eukaryota; Fungi; Ascomycota; Sordariomycetes; Hypocreales; Clavicipitaceae. Bases 1 to 1833 code for a protein of 610 amino acids. The record is from RefSeq and is a predicted model, not a curated record. The transcript has a single exon.
AUGUCCACGCCCGGCCUGGCUUGGAACCCGCUGCAGUGGCCGUCGCGGCUGACCCUGCGCUAUGCCGCCAUCAUCUUUGCCUCGCUGUUCCUCCUGGCCAACUAUGCGCUGUGGAACGACUCCCGCUUUUGGGAUCGCCGAACCGCCCGCAAGACGCUCCAGCAAGCCGCCGGCACGCUGAAGCACCCCGUCCGGAAGCUGAUGCUCGACGCCAAAGCCCACCACGACGAUCUCGUGGCCAGACAGAGCCACCACCUCGCGUCGGCUGCGGCCCGCUACCGAGAGCGGCGAGGCCGGCACCCUCCCCCCGGCUUCGAUCGCUGGUUCGAGGCCGCCCAAAAUUGCAGCGCCGUCGUCGUCGAGGACUUCUUUGACAGGAUCUACAAGGACCUGGCCCCGUUCUGGGCCCUGGAUCCCGCCGAAACCAGCAGGCGCGCCAACGCCUGGCACCACGUCGUCAGGGUCCGCAACGGCACCGCCCGCGGGGACGGCGACACCACCGACCGCGUGCCCUGGCUGCAGCUCUGGACCGACCUGGUGGCCGAGGUCGCCGGCUUCCUGCCCGACGUCGACAUGCCCAUCAACUACAUGGACGAGCCGAGGCUGCUGGUGCCCCACGAAUCCGUCGCCAAGCUGGUCGACAAGGCGGCCACCGAGAGAACCAUGGUCCACGUCGAGGAGGCCACGACGAGAUACACGGACCGCGCGGACGUGGAUGCCGCCAAGGCGGAUCCCUACGACCCAAAGUGGUACGGGCCGAGCGAGCAGUACUGGAACCUGUUCGUCAAGACCUGCGGCCCGGACACGCCGGCCCGCGACGUCGAGCAGGUGCAGGACAUGUCGGGCCCGGCCGAGUUCCCUCGAGACUACCGGCCAAAGUACGCGCUCAACGGCUACGUGCAGAACAGCACGGCCGCCGCGGAUCCCUGCUGGCAGCCGCACCUGCGCCAGCUCCACGGCUCCUUCAUCGAGCCCAUCAGCCUGUCGUCGACCGAGGAGCUCAUCCCCCUCUUUGGCGGCUCCAAGCUGCUCGCCAACAACGAGAUCCUCAUCCCCGGCGCCAUGUACCUCGACCGGGGCGACUUCUACUCGGGCGGCGAGUCGCACGGCCCGUCGUGGGAGCGCAAGAAGGACGCCGUCGUCUGGCGCGGCGAGGGCUCCGGAGGCCGCGCCAAGGCGCACAACUGGCACCACUUCCAGCGCCAGCGGCUCGUCCACAUGCUCAACGGCACCGUCGUCGCCGACGCCGAGCGGACCGGCGUGCGCGCCAAGACGUUCCCGCUCCCCUCGGCCGACCUGUAUCCCAGCCCGCGCCUGCACAACGGCAACCUGGGCCCCUGGAUCCGCCGGUUUGCCGACGCCGCCUUUGUCCGCCUCUGCCCCCCCGACGAGUGCCCCUUUUACUUCGACACCUUUGCCGUGCGGGAGCACCUGCCCAUGGAGAAGCAGUACGAGUACAAGUUCCUCCCGGACGUCGACGGCAACUCCUUCUCCGCCCGGUUCCGCGGCUUCCUCCGCUCGACCAGCCUGCCGCUCAAGGCCACCAUAUACGCCGAGUGGCACGACGACCGCCUCGCCCCCUGGGUGCACUUUGUGCCCCUGGACAACACCCUGCAGGACCUGUACCCCCUGCUCGACUACUUUUCCGACCGCGGGGGUCCGGGUGACGCGGCGGCCCGCCUCAUCGCCGAACAGGGCCGGGAGUGGGCCGAGAGGGUCCUGCGCCGGGAGGACAUGCGCCUCUACGUAUGGCGCUUGCUGCUCGAGUGGGCUAGAGUCUGCGACGGCAACAGACACACGCUGGCCUAUGUCGACGAUUUGAAGAGGGCGUGA